CUUUACGGGAACAACUCUUCAUGGACCUCUCGCGCGCUAAGCCCAUACAAUUCCCUGAAUGAUGAGGGCGCCCUUUUUCGUCGCCCGUCGAAUAUUAAGCCAGGGUGCUCGGCAAUCAGGAACCCACGCCGCCCGCUGUUCGGCGCGCCACUUCUCCGGUCGAUCCACGUUCCUUCGAAACCACUUCUCGACCCCACGAUUUCCCGGAAAGACAAUUCUAUGGUCCGGUGCAGCUGGGGCGGCUGGAGCAGCUGGAGCCACCCUGAGCCCGCUUGCUUUUGUGGCUAUAGGCCAUGAUGAGUCGGAGAAUGGAGACAAAACACAUGAGGAGGCAAUGCUGGAGGCAUCGCGGAAAGAGCUGAAGGCCCAGGUGCCCAAAUCGAUUCAAAACUCGAAAAAAUAUCGGAGAGGCAUAUACUUCUUUGUCGACUACUAUAUAAUAGAGCCAAUUAUGACUGGAAUACGCUUUCUUCACCUUGUCGUCAUCUUCGUACCAGUCCUAGCUACUGUUCCCGUUAUCUGGAUAGGCAAAAGGCGAUCGGAUAGAGACAACGAGAGGAUCGGAACGCUUUGGUGGUAUGCAUUCUUGGUUAAGUCUAUGGAGCGUGCUGGCGCAGCUUUUAUCAAGCUGGGCCAAUGGGCUGCUUCACGAACAGACAUAUUCCCUACCGAACUCUGUAGAGUUAUGUCUACCCUACACUCUCACGCCCCUGCCCACUCCCUGGAAGUAACGAUGCGUACGGUCGAAAAAGCGUUCGGUGGCCGGUCUUUCGAUGAUAUCUUCGAAGAAUUCGAUGAGACACCGCUGGGUGUAGGUGCCAUUGCGCAAGUCUACAAGGCUAAACUUAAAUCUGAUCUUUCUGCGGACGAUGUCGGUAUCGAGCACGAACCACCAAAUUUGCGGCAGAUAAUACGGAAGAAUGUAGAGGUAACAUUGAAGAGUACCCCUCAAAGAAUACCUUCCAGUCAUGUUGCGGUUAAGGUGCUCCACCCGAGAAUCGAAAAGAUCGUGAGGCGGGAUCUGCGCAUCAUGGCGUUCUUUGCUUCCAUGAUCAACAUUAUUCCUACGAUGGAAUGGUUGUCGUUCCCCGAUGAAGUGCAGCAAUUUGGAGAAAUGAUGCGAUUGCAACUGGACAUGCGGAUCGAAGCAGCAAAUUUGACAAUGUUUAGGCAAAACUUUAAGGAUCGAAGUACCGCUUGGUUCCCUUAUCCUUAUACAGACUAUACGACCCGAGAAGUUUUGAUCGAGGAAUUUGCGCAGGGAAUACCACUCGAGCAUUUUCUUCAUAAUGGGGGUGGCGUGUUCCAAAAGGAUAUUGCGAACGAGGGAUUAGACGCGUUCUUGACCAUGGUGCUCAUUGAUAAUUUCAUACAUGCGGAUCUUCACCCUGGAAACAUCAUGGUCCGAUUCUACGAGCCCGAACAAUUAGACGUUUCUAUUCUCAGCCGUAAGAAAGAGAGGACCACUAGCCCCAGGAAUUCACCGGACGUUACGGAGGAGGUAUUAGAAAGAUUACGGCCUUUUAGACAUAAGCCGAAGGAGUGGCUGAAUACACUUCGCGAAAUCGAUGAUGAGGGUUACCGGCCACAACUUAUCUUCAUCGACACCGGAUUGGUCACGGAGCUCAAUGGAAAGAAUCGCACAAAUUUCCUGGAUCUUUUCAAAGCUGUGGCAGAGUUCGACGGCUACAAAGCUGGUCACCUUAUGGUUGAGCGUUGCAGACAGCCCGAAGCUGUGAUCGACGCUGAGGUUUUUGCUCUACGUAUGCAGCAUCUAGUCUUGGGAGUUAAGAGCCGUACAUUUGCUUUAGGAAACAUCAAGAUCGGAGAUAUCCUCAAUGAGGUUCUCUCAAUGGUACGAAACCACCACGUCCGCCUUGAGGGUGAUUUCGUCAACGUCGUUUUAAGUAUCCUCUUACUUGAGGGCAUUGGCAGAAGUUUGAACCCCGAGUUAGACUUGUUCGCUGGUGCCUUACCUAUCCUACGGCAGCUUGGUACGCAGAGUGGCGGCUCCAUGAUUCGUGGCGGCGAUUUCUCCAUGCUCAAAGUCUGGGCAGGUCUGGAGGCUCGUAGCUUCCUCCAAGCCUCCGUCGAAACCGUUGAACGAUGCGUGAAAUACGACCAGCUGUCGCCCAACAUAUAAACGCCCGCACCCUACGUAUUGCAUGCUCUCGGCGAUACGAUAGUGUCGAUUUCUUCAUACAGCAUCUCCCAUCCUUCCAAACGUACAUAUUGCAUUGGCAUUUUGCUAUGUCAACCUUUCCCCUCAGUUCACCUUGUACAAAUAGAUCCAUCGCAUUCCAGGAGUUGGCAGCAGGGCGGCGCUUCUAGUGAGGGAUAUACCAAGCGUCCCUAUUACCACAUUUAGACAAUAUCAACGGACUCGAUCCCCGUAAAUAUUGACUGUAAAGAAUAAUAACUUACACACUCAAGAUCCAAGAAUUCAUCUGUCUAUAUUUAGUAAAUUCAAAGUUGAGUGCAC
Messenger RNA from Aaosphaeria arxii CBS 175.79, 2482 nucleotides. RefSeq names its product ABC1 family protein-like protein. Gene Ontology annotation, cellular component: mitochondrion. The transcript has 4 exons. Gene Ontology annotation, biological process: protein phosphorylation. Gene Ontology annotation, molecular function: ATP binding; protein kinase activity. The record is from RefSeq and is a predicted model, not a curated record. NCBI's taxonomy places the organism in Eukaryota, Fungi, Ascomycota, Dothideomycetes, Pleosporales. Bases 59 to 2143 code for a protein of 694 amino acids.